UCGCCGCGCGUCGCCAUGCGUCUCCCCCGCCACGCCGCCGGGGCUAUUUAUACCCCUCCGCUCGCCCUCGCCAUUCCUCAUCACAAGCGAAGCAGAGCACAAGAAGCACCGCACCUUCUUCAGCACCAGCUCCUGCUCGUGAUCAACAAGAUCAGCAUGUCUUGCUGCGGAGGCAACUGCGGGUGCGGCUCCGGCUGCAAGUGCAGCGGCGGAUGCAACGGCUGCAAGAUGUUCCCUGACGUGGAGGCUGCCUCCACCACCACCACCAUGGUCAUCGCCGCCGCCAGCAGCAAGGCGAGCUCCGGCGGGUUCGAGGCGGCCACCGAGAGCGGCGGCUGCGACUGCAACACCUGCAAGUGCGGCACCAGCUGCGGCUGCUCCUGCUGCAGCUGCAACUGAGGCGGCCAUGCGCCGCCGCCAUGGAGCACGAGGAGGAAAGGAGAAGCCCCCCGGCGUAGUAUAUAGUAGCAGCGUCUAAAUAAGAUCUUGCCAACUGCGCCAUCCAUCAUCUACCGUGUCGUAACAUUCAUGGUCGCCUGCCGUGUCUCAGCUGGGGUUGUCUGAACGUCUGGUGAUCGACGAUGCAUGCCGUUCGUCGAUCUCGUGUGUCCUCCUCGUGCAUGCCACCUUUAAUAUAUGUAUUUCAGCACUACCUGUGUGCCUGGUCCAA
This is a messenger RNA of Panicum hallii, 670 nucleotides long. Its product is annotated as metallothionein-like protein 2C. Gene Ontology annotation, molecular function: metal ion binding. The record is from RefSeq and is a predicted model, not a curated record. NCBI's taxonomy places the organism in Eukaryota, Viridiplantae, Streptophyta, Magnoliopsida, Poales, Poaceae. The transcript is spliced from 3 exons. The coding region runs from base 16 to 399 and encodes 127 amino acids.